ACAGUCAAGUUCCUGGAAGUCAUCAAGCCCUUCUGUGUCAUUCUGCCGGAGAUCCAGAAGCCGGAGAGGAAGAUUCAGUUCAAGGAGAAAGUGCUGUGGACCGCUAUCACCCUCUUUAUUUUCUUAGUAUGCUGCCAGAUUCCCCUAUUUGGUAUCAUGUCUUCAGACUCAGCUGACCCUUUCUAUUGGAUGAGAGUGAUUCUAGCCUCUAACAGAGGCACACUGAUGGAGCUAGGUAUCUCUCCCAUUGUCACCUCUGGCCUUAUCAUGCAGCUCUUGGCUGGCGCCAAGAUAAUUGAAGUUGGUGACACCCCAAAAGACCGAGCUCUCUUCAACGGAGCCCAAAAGUUGUUUGGCAUGAUCAUUACUAUUGGCCAGUCUAUCGUGUAUGUGAUGACGGGAAUGUAUGGGGACCCUUCUGAAAUGGGUGCUGGAAUCUGCCUGUUAAUCACCAUUCAGCUCUUUGUUGCUGGCUUGAUCGUCCUGCUUUUGGAUGAACUCCUGCAGAAGGGGUACGGUUUGGGCUCUGGGAUCUCCCUCUUCAUUGCAACUAACAUCUGUGAGACCAUUGUGUGGAAGGCUCUCAGCCCCACCACUGUCAACACGGGCCGAGGAAUGGAGUUUGAAGGCGCCAUCAUCGCACUGUUCCACCUGCUGGCCACACGCACCGACAAAGUCCGAGCCCUCCGAGAGGCGUUUUACCGCCAGAACCUCCCCAACCUCAUGAACCUCAUCGCCACCAUCUUUGUCUUUGCAGUGGUCAUCUAUUUCCAGGGCUUCCGAGUGGACCUGCCAAUCAAGUCAGCCCGUUACCGAGGCCAGUACAACACCUACCCCAUCAAGCUCUUCUACACCUCCAACAUCCCCAUCAUCCUGCAGUCCGCCCUGGUGUCCAAUUUGUAUGUCAUCUCCCAGAUGCUGUCAGCUCGCUUCAGUGGCAACCUGCUGGUCAGCCUGCUGGGCACCUGGUCUGACACUUCUUCUGGGGGCCCAGCACGUGCUUAUCCAGUUGGUGGCCUUUGCUAUUACCUGUCCCCUCCAGAGUCUUUUGGUUCCGUGUUAGAAGACCCUGUCCAUGCAGUUGUGUACAUAGUGUUCAUGCUGGGCUCGUGUGCAUUCUUCUCCAAAACAUGGAUUGAGGUCUCAGGUUCCUCUGCCAAAGAUGUUGCAAAGCAGCUGAAGGAGCAGCAGAUGGUGAUGAGAGGCCACCGAGAGACUUCUAUGGUCCAUGAGCUCAAUCGGUACAUCCCCACAGCCGCUGCCUUUGGAGGACUUUGCAUCGGGGCCCUCUCAGUCUUGGCUGACUUCCUGGGUGCCAUCGGGUCUGGAACUGGGAUCCUGCUCGCAGUCACAAUCAUCUACCAGUACUUUGAAAUUUUUGUCAAGGAGCAGAGCGAGGUCGGCAGCAUGGGGGCCCUUCUCUUCUGAGCCCAUCUCCCAUCGGCCAGGGAGAGGACAUGUGCUCCGGAACUGCCUAGGAAAGGAGCUCUGGUCUCAGGAGAGUGCUGCUGUGGCAUAAGGACUUUUGUUUAAUAAUGUUUUUGAGUUUCAUAUUCUUUCAUUCCACUGUGUAAAGUGCUAGUCAUUUUUCAAUUUGAAAUUUUGCUUUUUAUUCUGGCGUUGGCAAAAAGAACUGUAGAAGUGAAGUUUUAUCCAGCUAACUGCCAGGGAGGUGAGAAUGCUGAAUGAUUGUCCCUGCAUGUCCAUACACCUUUUUUCAUAAUCUUUGUACCUUCUCGGUGCCGUA
This is a messenger RNA of Galeopterus variegatus (Sunda flying lemur), 1747 nucleotides long. Its product is annotated as protein transport protein Sec61 subunit alpha isoform 1. The coding region runs from base 157 to 1428 and encodes 423 amino acids. The record is from RefSeq and is a predicted model, not a curated record. The transcript is spliced from 11 exons. Gene Ontology annotation, biological process: SRP-dependent cotranslational protein targeting to membrane, translocation; post-translational protein targeting to membrane, translocation. Gene Ontology annotation, molecular function: transmembrane protein transporter activity; ribosome binding; signal sequence receptor activity. Gene Ontology annotation, cellular component: Sec61 translocon complex; membrane. Lineage: Eukaryota; Metazoa; Chordata; Mammalia; Dermoptera; Cynocephalidae.